AUGUCUUGGCGGGCACGAUUCACGCCAUGUGUAGCGUCUCUCACUGUGUGGUUGAAUCCGAAAGAUCCCAACUGCUUCGGUGUGCGCAACUGGUGGCGGAACAAUCUUCCCGAGCUGCAGUUACUCAAUCCCUUCUGUACAUUCACCAUUCAGGAGUUAUCCUUUGGUGAGCCCCAUAUGUACAUUAACUACAGCCCUACAGACCAGCGUAUGAUUCGCCUGGCCGGGGCAACAGAGGAGGAGUGUGAAGAUAUCAUGGAGGCGUGUAUCACAUAUGGGAUGAAUCACGCGAUUAUCGAACGUCCACGCACAGAUGACGGUGGGGAUUUAAUUAAUCAACCAGCCAUCAUCUCAUUUGGAUAUACAGAGAGUUUUAUCUCUAAAUUAGAGGUUGCACCGCCGGCGGAUAUUGGGCAGCGCACACCAGAGGGAGUGGACGAUCCCGGUCAGAAGCCCCGCGUCUACCCACGUAAUGUCGGGUGUAAAAUUAUGCCUUGA
This is a messenger RNA of Trypanosoma theileri, 498 nucleotides long. RefSeq names its product putative NADH dehydrogenase subunit NI8M. The record is from RefSeq and is a predicted model, not a curated record. Lineage: Eukaryota; Euglenozoa; Kinetoplastea; Trypanosomatida; Trypanosomatidae. The coding region runs from base 1 to 498 and encodes 165 amino acids. The transcript has a single exon.